GUAGAGACCUGGACAACAUCAAGAACCUCCUCCACUAUCGUCAGGAUGAGCUGGUGCGGCAGAUCCCCAACCCCACUGGCAGCCGUUAUGGGUGUGUAAGUGGAAUCCAUUGCUCCCGGGAUGGCUCCAUCUAUGUGACAGCCGAGGGUGCUCCCUGGGUGCACGUGCUCAGCAGCACAGGCCAAGUGCUGAAGUCCCUGCCCUGCUGGCAAACGGGAAGGGAAGGUGGCAGCUUUUUGCCAGAGGAUGUGACCGUGACUCGGGCAGGAACGGUGGCCGUAGCUGACAUGACAAAUGGGGCUGUCUGGGUCUUCAAUCCUCACACCACCCCCUCCAAAGGAGAAUGGAUAAAGAUUGGGAAGUUUGGCUCCCCCAGGGGUGUUGGAGUGGACUCCACGGGCAAGAUCUUAGUAGCAGACUAUGCCCAAGGCCAAGUCUGCAGCUUUGCACUGGACCAUGCUUUCAGGACACUGAACAUUUGCUCAGUCCCCAACCUGCAGGGCCCUCGCUAUGUCAGCCCGGCACCCCAUGGAGGCUUUGUGGUAAGUGAGGAGUGCGGAGACGUCAAGGUGUUCAUGAGCAGUCAUAAACUCGUUUGCUCCCUCAGCAGCAAAUACGGACACCAGUUUGGCAACCCGGCGGGGGUGUGUGUGGAUGCAGAAGGCAGUGUGGUGGUGGCAGAUGAGCAGCACCGCACCGUCCAUUUGUUCCCAGAGAGCGGGGCUCCCAUCUGCCUGGUGUCCGCAGGGCUGCGGAGGCCGGCUGGCGUGGCCUGCUCCCCCUUUGGGCACCUCUUCGUGGCAGACACAGGUGAGAACUGUGUGAAAGUCUUCAAGUACCACGUGAGGCCCCGGCUGCCCUUGGGCACCCUGUGACAACCUUCAGAGUGGGGCCGGUUCCACCACAACCCUGCUGAGCUUUGGGUCCGCUGGUGGGUUGCAAAUGAAGGCGCUCCUGUUGUCCCUGCACUCAACCACCUUGUUGCCAUUCAGCUUUUCCAGAUGGCAGAAACAAGGACUACAGCGACAACGGUUCAGCUCCACCCUUCCUGGAUCCACCAGAGUAGCUGAAGGGCUGAGAUAGGAUGGUGGGCAUGGAACUGCCUCCCCAGGGCAAUGGGACACUGCUCAGACAGAGGGUUUGGGUUUGGCCGGUGCUGUGUGGGG
Molecule: messenger RNA, 1166 nt
Organism: Lagopus leucura (white-tailed ptarmigan)
Lineage: Eukaryota; Metazoa; Chordata; Aves; Galliformes; Phasianidae
Gene: NHLRC4
Product: NHL repeat containing 4
Exons: 1
Coding region: 288-875 (195 amino acids)
Biological process (GO): protein polyubiquitination; negative regulation of translation; proteasome-mediated ubiquitin-dependent protein catabolic process
Molecular function (GO): protein binding; translation repressor activity; ubiquitin protein ligase activity
Source: RefSeq, a predicted model, not a curated record